This is a messenger RNA of Polistes canadensis, 4786 nucleotides long. It is a transcript of the gene ssh, whose product is annotated as protein phosphatase Slingshot homolog 2. Gene Ontology annotation, cellular component: cytoplasm. NCBI's taxonomy places the organism in Eukaryota, Metazoa, Arthropoda, Insecta, Hymenoptera, Vespidae. The record is from RefSeq and is a predicted model, not a curated record. Gene Ontology annotation, biological process: actin cytoskeleton organization; protein dephosphorylation; negative regulation of actin filament polymerization. Gene Ontology annotation, molecular function: actin binding; protein tyrosine/serine/threonine phosphatase activity.
UUUUCUUUCUUUUUAUUUUUUGCCUUGGGAAAUUAUUUCUUCUUCCUAUUCCUAUCGAUUUUUCUUUUUACGGUAAAGUAUUAUGUGGUAAAAGAAUAGUUCAGUGGCAAACUAGUGAAAAGAAAUAAGAGGAAGGAAGGAUGAUACUUUUAAAGCAAAAGAAUGCGAUCCAUUAUGGUCUACCGCCAGCACCGGCACCCAAGCCACCGUCACCUUGGUCCAGCAUACUCUGGGGCGACGAACGUCGACCUCGAGGAGGAAAAACGGCACGAGGCGCGCGCGUCAUGCAGCUGCGAGACAAGGUCACCGCAAAAGAUUCGGGAGCCGGUGCCCCGGCCGACGAUGACGACGGAGCGAGAAGUUGCAAAAGCCUGAGCGAAUGUUACUUCGCAGGGAAAGGUGCGGCCCUAGUUUUACCACCGAACGAAAGGGCCCGACCCUCGAGGAGAGUAUCCGCUGCAGGAUGCGAUAUUCAGCAACAUUUGCAGUCCAUGUUUUAUCUUUUGAGACCGGAAGAAACCUUGAAGAUGGCGGUGAAAUUGGAGUCGGUGCAUCCAGGAAGGACGAGAUAUCUCGUUGUGGUGUCCUGUACGGGCCGACAGGAUGCAGAAGAAAGUUGCCUGUUAGGUAUCGAUUGUCACGAAAGGGCAACAGUUGGUCUUGUCCUUCGAGUCCUAGCCGAUACUGCCAUUACUCUCGACGGCGAUGGGUCAGCUCUGCAAACGUUACACAAGGUGUCGAGCAAGGCACGCGAACAAAACUAUUUCCUGGGUGGAUUAUCUCAUGAUUGGGUCAGUUACUAUGAACAACGAAUCGAGAGUGAUCGGUCGUGCCUCAACGAGUGGCAUGCAAUGGAUAAUUUGGAAUCCCGACGACCACCCUCUCCGGAUAGUGUACGCAACAAACCAAGCGAAAGAGACGAGACAGAACGAGUGAUUCGAUCAACGUUAAAAGAAAUCAUGAUGUCGGUUGACCUCGACGAAGUUACCUCGAAAUACAUCCGAGGAAGAUUGGAGGAAGAUCUUGAUAUGGAUUUAGGUGAAUUUAAACCGUUCAUCGAUCAGGAAAUGCUCACAAUACUGGGACAAAUGGAUGCGCCUACUGAAAUAUUUGAUCACGUUUAUCUCGGUAGCGAAUGGAAUGCGAGUAAUUUGGAGGAAUUACAAAAGAAUGGGGUGAGACACAUCUUAAACGUGACCCGUGAAAUAGACAAUUUCUUUCCGGGAAUGUUCACGUAUCUGAACGUUCGCGUUUACGACGAUGAGAAAACGGAUUUGUUAAAGCACUGGGAUGACACGUUCAAGUAUAUAACUAAAGCAAAGAAGGAAGGUUCGAAGGUAUUGGUGCAUUGCAAGAUGGGCGUUUCAAGGUCAGCCUCGGUCGUGAUAGCAUACGCGAUGAAGGCCUACAAUUGGGAUUUUUCUCAGGCGUGGAAACACGUCAAGGAAAAGCGCAAUUGUAUAAAACCUAACAACAGUUUUCUAUUACAAUUGGAAACGUAUCAGGGUAUUUUAGACGCCAUGAAGAACAAAGAAAAAUUACAAAGAUCGAAAUCGGACACUAAUUUAAAAUCUCCUUCGUCGGUGAAAGAUCAAUCGAAGAAGGAAGAAAAAAUUGAUAAUAGAAAUAACGGUUUGCAAGAGAUAUCCGGUUUGGAAUUGAAGAAAAGUAAUCAAAGGCCCAAAAGUUGGUCGCCUAACGUGGAACUAGCGGAAAACAUGCUUCCAUCUGCUCCACUGUCGCAAUCAUUAGAAAGUAUAGACAAAGUAGGAAGCACGGAGGUGACGAGGGAAGACCUUUUACGUGGUUCGAAUCAAAAAUCAACGAUAGAUCAAGAAGCACGGAACGUUUUGAUGCCUUGUGAUAAUGGUCAGUCUUAUAGCGUGUCCCAGAAUCAGAUAGUUCAUCUUCCGGGUCCUGACACACCUUGCACGAAACACAAAACCGCGACGAACAAAUCGGAAACGCAAGGUCAAAGACGAAAGGGUUUGGUUUUGAAUCUGACGAAUCAAUUUGAAGCAGCUAGUAGCAAGCCCUCAUCUCCUGGUUCGGAUUCGGACGGUAAACCAUUGCCCCAAAGUCCAGAAGAAAUUGAAGAAGAAAAGCCAUUGGAAAAUGGUCUUGAUCGAUCUCAAGGUACAACAUCGGACUCUUUGACGGUCGAACAAGUGGUCUGGGAUCCAGGUGAAAAAAGACGUAGAAAGAAAGAAGAACAAGGUGGAGAGAAUGUAAAUGACAGUGAAUGUCUAGUCUGGACAGCAACGACCGACGCAACGUGCUCUGACUCGUGCAAUAGCCUCAAGGCUAACGGAGAAAUAGUGAGUAACAGUGAGAAUAAUGAAUGUGUCGCGUGUGGACCAACGACUGCAGCACCUAUGACGGUAACAACGAGUAUGACGACUAUGACGACUAUGACAAUGACUACGACGACAACAACAACGACGACGACGAUAACAACUGCAACGACAACUGCGACGACGACGACGACGACGACUAGUCUCGGUAGGAAAGUGAAAAGGGAUGGUGAUCCGUUCAGUGCACAGUUGGACAGGGUGUUUGAUCGCGAGGAAAGACGUGGCGAACCGAGUACGAGGGAUUCGCCAAGUAGACAAAGUUCUUGGAGUAGUUACGAUAGCGCGGUUGUUCUCGACAACAAUUCGGUGCACAGCUCGUGGGCAACUUUACCUUCGAGAAACAGUUCCUGGGGAUCAUACGAUAUGAGACCCUCCGACCUCUUAGGAUCAAGCGGUCUUUUCCCUUACGACAAGGAGGAAAUACCUUGGCAUCCUGGAACGGUCAAACGUACCAAGCAAAAACUCGAAGAAGGUGUCAGCACUGCCGGCGUUAAACGCGUUUGUACUCAAAAUUCUGACGCCGAGGAUAAGGACAGAUUGUUGACGGCCGAAUCGGAUGAGGUUCCUGUCGAAGGUUACAAUUCUCUUUUACUUCACCACCACACUUCUUCUUCGCCAACCCCACGAAGGAGGGAUUCCUCGCCUAGCCAAGAAACGUCUAAUCUCAAAGUAGAAACAGCGAGAAAUUCGCCGAGCCCGCUCGGUGGUAUCGACAUUUCACCGGUUUCUAUACGACAAGUCGGAAGAUUGUCAACCAGCGCGCCAGCACCUUCCUCCUUAUCUUCCGAUUCUGAUCUACCUGCGUCUUUGAGAUCGUGCAGAUCCGAAAGCGAAACGUCCAGUCCCUGCGUCGUUAAUACAACCCAAUGUCCCUCGGUGAAACAUCAUAAAAUGGUCCUCGAGAAUCUUAGCAACAAAUCGAUGUUUAGCAAACGAUGUUUAUCCGUGGACGAUUCACCGGAAUCCGAGUGUCCAAGGAGUUCAUCUGGUAUCGUUAAGAAUCUCAAAAAGGAAUUCGAGGCAAAAUCAACGAAAUUAGAGAAGAACUUUUCCGAUAGUGCCUGUGAUAAUCAUCACGAGGGCUCGUCGAUCGUGUCGCGACCGAAAAGGGACGUUAAGAUUCGUAGUUUACCGUCAUCUCCGGUAAUACCUCACAACGAAUCAAAGAUCCAAGCCUCGUCUAGCGUCGGUGAAACCAAAGACAACAAAGAGGUUAAGGGAAACGAUUCUAGCGUUGUCCAAAACGCUACGGAAGAUCUCUCGGUUAGGGUGUUGGUUGGUAAAUACGAAGUGGCCAAGCCGUCAUCGGCGGACUCUAAAAGAUCAUCGGACGUACAGUUGCGUAGUCACAAGGACAAGGAGUGGGACUCUAUGGAGGUUCAUCCACCUGCUAAGUCGAAAAUUGCGCCAGAAUUUGCCAGGAGAUCGGCCCCAAUUAUGAUCAAUAAUAAUCACUCUAAUGUGCUUUUUGGCGAAACGACGAGCGAAACACCUGGUAGACCACCUGUACCUUCGCCCAGUAUCGUUGUCGCUAGCGUAGUGGCUAAGGCAGCUAGUAAAAAACAACAGCAGCACGGCAGAACUCAUCCGCUUGCCAGGCUGCAGGUCAGGCCUAGGCACAACAGUCCAGUUUACAAUACCAUGUAAAAAAUGGAUUAUCAAAGAACAAGGAACAAGAAGAGAAGAGAAGAGAAGAGAAGAUUAAAUACUCUUUUGACGCUGAACGAGCGAUUUACGUUUAUAGGACGACUGAUAAAAUGAGUGUGUUAAAAUCGCGCGUUUGCCAACGUGUGUAGCGAGUCUUGCUAGGUUGGCAUUUUUAAGUAACCCCUUGCCCUCCCACCGCCCCCUCUUCUCCCCCGUCGUCAAUGACUCCCUCAAAUCCUCCCCGCCACGAUUGAAACCGUGUGAUCUCUUACAUGCCAACGCGAGUGGUUGUUGGUUGCUGCUCCUCGAACAGAUUUUUAAAUGCGAUACUGCGUGCGAUGAGAAUGUUUUUAAAUAAUUAUCGAGUUAAAGUGAAAGAGAAAAAGAAAGAGAGAAAAUAUCAAGAUUCGUCGUUCGCGCCUCUGUUUCGAGGGGGAAAAAGAAAAAAAAAGGAUGAUCUUUAAUUUUUCUUCUUUACUUUUCUUAUCUUUUCUUUUCUUUCUUUUUUUUUGUUGUUCUUUUACUUUCCCUUUUUCUAAUCACAUUAUUGAAAACUGUUGUUAAGAUAAACGAACAACCAAUCUUUAGUUCCUUCCUCUUUCAGAGAUGCGUCAAUACAUAUCUUUGGCUUGGUGUAUUAGUUAAAUUGUCUCUGCACGCGGAGAUGAGAAAUGGUGCACAGUUGAAAAUCAGAAAGAAAAUAGUAUAGAAGAAUAGAAAUAUAGAAUUAAAAAAUAGAAUAGAAUAAAAUAGAAUAGAAGAAAAGGAAAGGAAAGGAAAGGAAA